This is a messenger RNA of Brassica napus (rape), 2008 nucleotides long. Its product is annotated as probable aspartic proteinase GIP2. The record is from RefSeq and is a predicted model, not a curated record. Lineage: Eukaryota; Viridiplantae; Streptophyta; Magnoliopsida; Brassicales; Brassicaceae. The transcript has 2 exons. The coding region runs from base 643 to 1974 and encodes 443 amino acids. Gene Ontology annotation, biological process: proteolysis. Gene Ontology annotation, molecular function: aspartic-type endopeptidase activity.
AUCAAACAAAUUGGGACGAAAUACAAUGCAAGAAAAAAAUACUAGUUAGUGUGCUUAACAGAUGAAAUAUAAAUGGGAUUUUUGAUUUAUUUGGGCUUAAAUAUAUUUAAUUAUAUUUACUUCAUAUUUUUAGGUUCAGAUCAAGGCCCAAUAUGUUUGGGUUCAUUAGCAUAAACAAUGUUCCGAGUUUCAAAUACGAAAUAUACAACAGUGGGUUAACAAGGGUGAGACUUAUGUAAAGUUCAUAUGGUGGAGCAUCAUGAAAACAACUAACAACAUUUUUUUUUUUUUGUCAGCAAACAACUAACAACUAUGUAAGAUGUAACAGAAACUUUUAUAUUGAACAAAAAAAUUAAAUGAAUCAGUAACGAGAUAAGCUAAGAAAUGAUAGGUUUUUUUUCAUCAUCAAGAAAGAGAGUAACACAAGCACCAGUGGUCUAGUGGUAGAAUAGUACCCUGCCACGGUACAGACCCGGGUUCGAUUCUCGGCUGGUGCAAUUUUUUUAUUUUUAAAAUUCCUCGAGAGCUAUUUAAAUUGAAGGUCAGCGAACUGUAUGAUACUAUUAUAUCUUUCGCUGUCAAAUUUAGUUAUUUUGUAUGCUACAUCGUAUAUCACCAUAUCUUGAACUCAAAUAAAGAUUGAUGGCAUUCUCAAAGUCAAUGCUUAACAACAAAAUGGACCGUGUACAUCUUCUCCUCCUCCUCCUCUUCGUCUCCGCCGCCGUCGCAACAUGGCCAAAUAAACCUCAUGCAUUAAUCCAAACGGUGAUCAAAGACCCAAUCACCAAUCUGUACUUCACCUCCAUCGACAUAGGAACCAACAUCACCGUCUCCGUCAGCUUCGUCAUCGACCUAUCUCAACCUUACACCUGGUUAGACUGCUUCUCCGGCUACUCUUCCUCUUCUUAUACUCCGAUAGAUUUUGACUCCCCCAAAUGCAAUCUCCACAAGCUCACACGCCCUCUCAAUGUACCCACACCAGAUUGGUGUGUCUGCUCCGGCGCCGGAGAAAAAGUCAAACCAGGAUGCUCCGACCAUCCUUGUGGGAUAAAACCGUACAACCCCGUGGAUAACACGUCACGUGCUGGAUCCUUAAGUGAGGAUGUAAUGUUCUUCUACUCUACACCUGACGGCUUAAGCUUCGGAUCUAGAUUCCAGUCUCCGCCGGUGACAUUCGCCUGCGUCGGCCGGAGAAGCUUCGAGGGGUUUCCUUCGGAAGCUCAGGGGUUGCUUAGUCUGUCAAGAAACGCACUUUCUCUCCCGUCGCAGCUCUCUUCCAAAUUCGCGCUCUGUUUGCCUUCUAAAACAGAGGACUCUGGUUUUGGAGAUCUUUUCAUCGGCGGUGGUCCGUACUUCCUCCCGCCGUACCACGACGACGCUUCUCGUCUCUUCACCACCGUAUCUCUAAUCACUGACAAAGCCUCAGAUGAAUACUUCUUCGAAGUCAAAUCAAUCGAAAUCGAUGGAAAGGUGGUUCCUUUAGAGAAUUCGAUACUCUCUAAGCUCAGCACCGUGACUCCUUUCACCGUUCUGCAUCGUUCGAUUUUCGAACGUUUUGUUAAAGAGUUCAAGGCAAAGGCCAAGGCGAAGAAGAUGGUCGAAGCAGAGACUGUGGUGGCUCCUUUCGAGGUAUGUUAUAGAGUGAAGAAGGGGUUUAAAAUGGAAGAUGUUCCAGUGAUUGAUCUAACGGUGGGGAGCGGUGGCGGGAGAUGGAGGAUCUACGGCUGGAAUUCAAUGGUGGUUGUGAAGGAGAAAGGUGCGAUGUGUUUGGCGUUUGUGGAAGGAGGAGAGAUGAUGGUGAUUGGAGGGUUUCAGAUGGAGGAUAACUUGGUGGAGAUUGAUCUUCAGUUAUCGAAGCUUUGUUUCACUUCUUCUCUUCGUCGACACAACACUUCUUGUUCUCGUUUUAGACCAGUUGCAACAGAUUGGUGUCUUAAAGACAACAAUUCGUGUGGAUCGGUCAUAUGUUGUUAAACUGUUUUGAGAUUAUUUUACAUUUCUUCUUGAA